Aspergillus heteromorphus CBS 117.55 is the source of this 393-nucleotide messenger RNA. RefSeq lists its product as uncharacterized. The record is from RefSeq and is a predicted model, not a curated record. Lineage: Eukaryota; Fungi; Ascomycota; Eurotiomycetes; Eurotiales; Aspergillaceae. The transcript has 4 exons. Bases 1 to 393 code for a protein of 130 amino acids.
AUGGUCUUCCCCACCGCUGAGGAGCCGCUUAUUCCCCUUGUGUACUUUGCACAUACCAUCUAUGAAGCCGAAACAGAUCAGGAAUCGAAGGAUUUGAUCCUGAAGCACUUCAGCGCGGAUGCUAGUAUUAAAAUGAACAAAGACCCCAUGGACCGCGCCGCCUUCAUCGCCUUCGUCCUCGACUACCGCUCCAAAUUCACCUUCCUGGACUUCGAGUUCCACGAGGCCGUCUCCAUCCCCACCGACGACCAGGGCCGCGCUGGCACCGCCGGGUUUGGCAUGAAGUGUGAUCGUGCAGGUGGAGUGGCAGCCCGGUCCGAACCCGGGGGAUCCGCAUCAGAGGGUCAUUACCAAGGUUACGGGGGCGUUGCAGGGGCCGUAUGGGAUUCAUGA